CUUCCCAUCUUCACUCUGAAAUAAUCAUGGCUUGAAGCAAAAGAAAGCUCCCAUAAAUCCUCUCUCUCCCCUCGCAAGUGCACACACUGUUCGUCAGUUUCUUGCUUGUAGGAAGCGAGCUAUAAACGACGUCUUAGAAUACUAAAGAACAUGUUCAGGAACCAGUACGAUACGGACGUCACCACAUGGAGCCCUACGGGGAGGCUCUACCAGGUUGAGUACGCCAUGGAAGCGGUGAAGCAAGGGUCGGCUGCGAUUGGGCUCCGAUCGAGGACGCACGUGGUUUUGGGCUGCGUUAACAAGGCUAAUUCGGAGCUUUCAUCUCACCAGAAGAAGAUCUUCAAGGUCGACGACCACAUCGGCGUGGCUAUCGCCGGCCUCACCGCCGACGGCCGUGUUCUCUCUCGCUAUAUGAGAUCCGAGUGCAUCAACCAUUCUUUCACCUACGAAUCGCCUUUACCAGUUGGCCGCCUUGUCGUUCACCUUGCAGACAAAGCUCAGGUCUGCACGCAGCGGUCAUGGAAACGGCCGUAUGGUGUUGGUCUGCUUGUUGGUGGAUUGGAUGAAUCGGGAGCUCAUCUAUACUACAACUGCCCAAGUGGAAACUACUUUGAAUAUCAGGCUUUUGCCAUUGGCUCCCGUUCUCAAGCUGCUAAAACAUACUUGGAGCGUAGGUUUGAGAACUUCAUGAAGUCCUCACGAGAAGAUCUAAUCAAGGAUGCACUCAUGUCUAUACGGGAAACCUUGCAAGGAGAAACACUAAAAAGUUCCAUAUGCACGGUUGCUAUAGUUGGUGUUGGGGAGCCGUUCCAUAUCUUGGACCAGGAGACAGUACAGAAGAUGAUUGAUUCGUUUGAGAUAGUAACAGAGCAAGAGGGUCCUGUCUCAGAGCCUGAUGCUGGUGCUGACCAAGGUGCUGACCAAGGUGCUGCUGGAGAAGGUGCUGCUGGUGAUGAGCGUGUUGGUUCUGAUCAGGGUGCAGCGCCCAUGGAAAUGUGAAGGCCUGAGAACCAGUGGGGCAGCUUUCCAUUGUCCUCAGAACGGGGUUUCUCUAGAAUGUGUUUGGAGAAUUACUGGCUUGACACAAUGAAGACAUUUAUGUGGAAUUAUUUGUACUUGUUAUGCAAUUUAUCUUUACCUCAUAGGUUCAAAGACUAAAAUGCACGUGUCCGCUAAUCUAAAUCUUUAUAUUUAUCCUGCAGAUACGGUAUUUCAACGAGAUAUUUAUGUUCACUACUGGUUUGUGGCAAUCAUUUCAUGCCUUUGCAAAUCUUGGUUCGGACCAACCUACUUAA
Messenger RNA from Carica papaya (papaya), 1295 nucleotides. RefSeq names its product proteasome subunit alpha type-1-B-like. The record is from RefSeq and is a predicted model, not a curated record. NCBI's taxonomy places the organism in Eukaryota, Viridiplantae, Streptophyta, Magnoliopsida, Brassicales, Caricaceae. Gene Ontology annotation, biological process: ubiquitin-dependent protein catabolic process. Gene Ontology annotation, cellular component: proteasome core complex; proteasome core complex, alpha-subunit complex.